CAAUAAACUGCCAUAUGAUCAGCUUUACUGCUCACUGAAAAGUGUGUCCGGGCUCAAUAUAGAUAUAUAUACAUAAAUUUGAACACAGAAGAAGUGAUGGAGAGUGUUUUAGAAUAACCCCAGAAUCAGCUGAGCUCAUGGCCUCAUUAGAGGACACAUGUGAGGUGAAGGAGGGCUUCUUGUGCCCACUCUGUCUGAAAGAUCUCCAGUCUUUCUACCAGCUGCAGGAGCACUAUGAGGAGGAACACUCCGGAGACAACAGACAUGUUACUGGACAGCUGAAAAACCUGGUGCAGAAGGCAAAGAAAGCCAAAGACAAGCUGUUGAAGCGUGAUGGAGAUGAGCGGAUGGAGAGCAGCUACGAGUCCUUUUAUUAUGGAGGAGUGGACCCUUACAUGUGGGAGCCACAGGAGCUCGGAGCCACUCGCAGCCACUUGGACUUAUUUAAGAAGCACAGAGCUGCACGAAUAGACCAUUAUGUCAUUGAACUCAACAAAUGCAUCAUACGACUGGAAAAGCUGACCUCCUUUGACAGAAGCCACAUGGAUGCGGCACAGAUAAGAUCACUUGAGAAAUCUGUAGUGUCAUGGGUGAACGAUAAGGAUGUGCCGUUUUGCCCUGAUUGUGGAGGAAAAUUCAACAUCCGUAAACGGCGCCAUCACUGCCGUCUCUGUGGGUCCAUUAUGUGUAGGAUGUGCACAGAGUUUGUGCCUCUGCCACUGGCACAUAAAUUAACCAGUGGAACAAAGGAGGCUCUGUGUGCUCCUGGCAGUCCGGGACAGAGCAGUUCUCCUGGAGCACAGGUGACGCAGCAGAUCCCUCGCCGCGGAUCCAUUAGCAGCAUCUCCUCCAUCACCUCUGUGUUAGAAGAGAAAGAUGAAGACCAUGUGCGCUGCUGUCAUCACUGUAUGGACUCGCUGCUCCGCCAUCAACACAAACUGGAGGAGAAAGACCACGUGCCUGACAUCGUCAAACUCUACGAGAGGUUGAGGACGUGUAUGGAGAAGGUUGAAGCAAAAGCUCCAGAGUACACGCACAUGGCAGAGUCGCUCAAUUCUGGAGAGACGACCUAUAAUCUUGAGAAUGCAGCUGGACUCAGGAUGGAGAUACAAAAAUACUAUGAGCUCAUCGAUGUUCUGAGUAAGAAGAUUCUCACACUUGGGUUAAAAGAAGAUGUCCAGCCGCACCCGAAAGCUCUCCAGCUGCAAAGGAUGGUGCGCUAUGCAGCUACACUUUUCAUACAGGAGAAACUGUUGGGUCUGACGUCCCUCCCCACCAAGGAUAAAUACGAGGAGCUGAAGGAGAAGAGGAGGGAGGAGCAGGAGAAAAGGGUUCAACAGGAGAGACAGACUGCCCUGGAGGCACAGAAGCGUCGAUCUGAAAAUGAGAAGAACCGACCAGCCCUCAGUACAAAUGGGGAUGUUCCUCGUCUCCGCAUGACCAAAGCUGGUGGCUGGCUGCCACAAUCUGACACUCUACACACUCGCUCUGAACUGGACGACCCUCUACUACAACAGAUUGAUAACAUCGAGUCAUUCUUACGACAGGCACGCUCUGCAAACCGCACCGAUGAGGUAGCCAUGCUAGAGGAGAACCUACGGCAACUCCAGGACGAGUUUGAUGCCCAGCAGACAAGCCGAGCUAUCAAGCUUUCACAGAAACUGGCCGAGGAGACGGACCUACAGCAGAGACAGAUCGAACAUCUACAGCAAAGAGAGCUUGAGAACAAAGCCCAUAUGAGAACUUCCUCUAUGGAUUUCAGAGAUGGAGGAAAGGUUCAGAAACGACAAGAGGAGGAAGGUGAUUUGGAAGAAUAUUUGAUUGCAAGCCCCGUGUCUAUGAUUCCGUCUGAGAAGUCUUUCCCACGUCUGCUAGAAAACUCUCCACCCUUGGAUAGGCAAAGAGAUGAACAUACACCAAACCCACCAUCAAAAAACCCCUUUGAUGAGGAAGAGCCAAGCAACUCUUUGAACAAAGAGUUUCAGAGGGAACAUAAUCAGGCAGCCAAUGAAAAUAAAGGGUACAACCCUUUUGAAGGAGAUGAUGAAAUUGAGGAUCCAGACACGGGUAAGACAUCUGGAAAUCCUUUUGAAGAUGAGUAUGAUGAUGAAGAUAAAGCGAAACCUUUUAAAGAGGGUUCAAAUGAGACUCCGUCUGCCUCAAGUAAUCCGUUCGAUGAAGAUGAUGAGGUCUCUGCAAUGGACGAUAUGAUUGAGGAAGAGCUACUGCUACAACAGAUAGAUAAUAUCCGGGCUUAUAUCUUUGACGCCAAGCUAAGUGGACGCUGUGAUGAAGUGGAACUUUUGUCUGAGAACCUGCGGGAGCUGCAGCGCACAUUACAAGAGCAGAAACGAAAGAAAUAGUGACAGCCAUCAGCACCUUUUUUAUAACUCAUAUGGCUUUUCUCAGUUAUAAACAGGCCACUUUUGCUAAAGUGCACAAGACAAAAAUGUCGUAAAGCAAAUAUGAGGUUCCUGCACAAAAGUCAGUAGGGGAGCAAAGUGAGUAUUGGCAUUGUUAAUUAUUCAAAUUGUUAGAUGUAUGUGAUCAAACAAGUGUUAUUUGCUAAUAACAGGGUGGUUUUUUUAUUAUUAAAAGUGGUUAAAAUAUUGGUGGUAAAGCUUUUACCAUUCAACAAAGUCAGUAUUCGAAGCACAGACUGUAGCUUCUGUGAGAUUUUGUUAGCGAAAUGCUAAUUACAUUUGUAAAGACAAUGAGUCUAGCAUGAUUGCACACCUGUUGCUUUCAAUUGUUCUACUAUCACUAGAUGGAAACGCUAAUGUCCAGGGUUUCUUACAUGGAAACAUUAUUGGCCAAAUCGGCAAUGCUAAUUCCAGUGUUUAUUGAUGUGAUUUCAAAUUCUCUUGAGUCUAAUUUGUGUGUACAUUUAAUGCAGUUACAAGUGGCACUGAUUUCCAUUGUAACUAGAUAAAGACUGAAAAUGAUUUCGACUCUACACAUGCAUGCACACAUUUGGAGACUUACAAUUGUUCUUUAAAGGGACAGUUCACCAAAAAUGAAAAUUGUCUUUUCUCACCCUCGUGUCAUUCCAAACUGACUUCUGUAAAACGCAAAAGGUGAAGGACUGACAUCUAUUUACUCUCAGUGCAUCUUUUUCCCAUACAAUGAAACUGACAUCACUAACAUUCUCAAUAACACUUUACAAUGCUACAUGUUAAGAAGUAUUUCUAAAGCAUUUGUGGUUGCACUUUAUUUUACAGUACGUGCACUUUCAGUAUACUUCGUGUACUUACCCAAGAAAGUAAGAGUAAUGUUAGGUAACUAAAUGUACUUAAUAUGGGUUAAGGAUAGGUUUAGGGUUAGUAUCUAGUAAUUACUGUAAUGGUUGUAAUGAUAUAGUGUGUAAAUGGAGAACAGUACUGUAAGCUAAAUUGCUACAGCAUUUGUUUAUAGUUUAUUCUUUAUUCAUAAAUCAUUGUUAAUACACUGCUAGAGUAUAUACAAAUAGUAUGGUAUUCAUUUAUAGGUCAUGUGCCAAACAAUUUAAGUGUUUAAUAAGUUCAUGUAUAAGCAGUUUGAUCAUGUUUGCUAAUAUCUAACUAAUGUAUUUCAGUUCAUGCUAACAGUGGAACAGAAGUGUUAAUGAGAACAUAUAGAGGGCAUAAAUCAGUAAUUAAUGAAGGAAUUAAUUAUACAUUUACAUAUGUUAUGAAUUGGACAUAUUAAUGCUUUGUGUGUUUAACUGUUUUGUAACACUAACUAUUAAAAUAAUUAUAUAAGUGUAUUUCCAAUUCUUAUAUCAUUUCUAUCUUAACUUUGAAUGUAUGCCAUAAAGUUCUCAUAAACACUUUGUUCAGGUGUGCAUCGGCUAAAAUACAUAAGUUAGGCAUGAUGAACAAGUUGGUUACUACUAUGGAUGAAAAAGCAUGAAUAAACUGCUUAAAAUGAACUUAUUAAAUAUUAAUAGUUUGCUACACUGAACAUUACAUACUAUUUGCAUGUAGCCAAUUAAUGUUUUAACAGUUUUAAGAAUAAUAAUAUGACAUUUAUAAUUUGACAUUAAUGGUUUAUCAUGUAUUUGGUUAUAAAGUUUAGAACAAUACGAGGGUAAAUAAAUGACCCCUUUCAAGUUUUCAUAAUUGCUUAUUAUAUUGUCUUAUUCUCAAUAACACACAAUGUCACAUGCAUGUUUUACUAACACUUGGAUUAUUGUUGAACACUAAGUCAGUUCUGCACUUGUAUUACCAACAUGAGCGAUUCAAGGCUUUCUGUACAGAUUGUAUAAUGUAAUUGAAGAGCUCAAGUUGAUGAUUUAUUGUUUAUGAGGUUAGAUAGUAUUUUCAUUUUUAAGAACACACAGCAGUAUAGUGGUUGACCAUAGUGCUUUGUGUCAUUAUAAGCAACAGGUAAUGUAUUUGUAACAUUAACGACCUUUCUGGAAGCUGUUGGCUAAUGUUGUUAGUUUCCACUGAGCAACAUAAGGCAUCAUCAAUGCAACACUAAUAAAAGUGAUGUCAUCAGAACAUGGUCACAAACCAGUGUUCUUUAGAUUUUGACAAAAUAACAUGAAUAAAGUCACAUCCAA
This is a messenger RNA of Xyrauchen texanus (razorback sucker), 4546 nucleotides long. Its product is annotated as rabenosyn-5-like. Gene Ontology annotation, molecular function: metal ion binding. The record is from RefSeq and is a predicted model, not a curated record. The transcript has 12 exons. The coding region runs from base 138 to 2363 and encodes 741 amino acids. Lineage: Eukaryota; Metazoa; Chordata; Actinopteri; Cypriniformes; Catostomidae.